AUGCUCGAACAAGUGAAGGAGCGCCUGCUGCUGCUGUUCCGCACGGGAAAAUACGCCCAGUUGGCGCCCGAGGACCUGGAAAAGGUGUACCAGGUCUCCAAGACGUUUCUACGGCUGAAUGAGUCACGGCUCGCCCCGCUGGAGUACUACACCCUCCUGGAAUUGCACUAUUUCCUUUGUCUGUUGACGACAAGGGACACCGAGGCAAAGACGGCGCUGGACCGGUUCAGCGACAAGUUUGAGGCCAAGGAUAGUGAGAAGCUGGUUGUUCUCAAGAGCUAUUACGUCGAAAUCCUCGGCAAGAAGGACGCCCUCGAAUAUUUGGAGAAGGCGGCCGUGCCGUUGAUCCAGACAAGGCCAAGUCUAACGGCAGAGCCUGUUCAGCACCACGAGAAAGACCUGCGGCAGAUCGAAAAGCGGAAAGUGGCGCUCAAAAGCGACUCGCGCGCCAGCUACAUCAAAAACCUGCUUGAAUAUAUUAACGAUACUCCGCUGGACUACGAGUCGUGGAUGGAGCUGGCAGAACAAUACGUUGCUCUCGGCGAAUACGAAAAAGCAUACGACUGCGUCCAGGAGGUGCUUGUGGGUGUUCCUGCCGCAGGUGCUGCAGCAGGCGACGAGGUCCUUCAUGCGCGCGAUCGAGCUCUGCGAGCUCCACACGCGCAGCUGGUGCGGUCUGCUGGCGGCUGCGAGAGACUUAAAGGACCAGAAGCUGGAAGCUAUUGCCAGAAACAAGCUGGAGCAAAUAGUGGAGGAGGGCCGCACAAAUGA
Ogataea angusta is the source of this 771-nucleotide messenger RNA. RefSeq lists its product as uncharacterized. The coding region runs from base 1 to 771 and encodes 256 amino acids. The transcript has 2 exons. Gene Ontology annotation, molecular function: protein binding. Gene Ontology annotation, cellular component: EMC complex. Gene Ontology annotation, biological process: protein folding in endoplasmic reticulum. The record is from RefSeq and is a predicted model, not a curated record. NCBI's taxonomy places the organism in Eukaryota, Fungi, Ascomycota, Pichiomycetes, Pichiales, Pichiaceae.